GUAUAUGUAAGCCAUUAGGGUUAUAUAUAAGCAUUAAAUAUACAUUAUAAAAUAAAAUUAAGUUAGGAAUUCACGACAAAAUCACGCGCAAAUUGGUGUAAUUAAAAGCUUCUUAUACAUAGCCUUAAGGGUUAUGCUUAUAAUAUCAUUUUUCUUUUUUUAAAAGUGAAAUUACUUAAUGUAAAAAUUAAAAUUUCUAAUUCUCUCUCUCUCUUUUUAAAGAGAAUUCUGUUUUCUUAACUUCAGUUCAGUUCAGCUCCAAUCAAUUCAGUUACGUUCAACUCCUAAUUUCCUUCUCUCAUACAAUAGCUCCCAAAACUUGAUUGGAGUAUGAACUAGACCCGACAUAAUUAGACUCAACCCAAAUCCUAUCCAACGACCCGAAUGGGCACCUCCAGACUCGAGCUGAUCAUUUUGGCCCGACCUAACCAAUUUGCGUUUCUACCCCCUCUUUCCUCCAUUGAAGCGUACUCUGAAUUCUUCAUUUCUCUCCUCCAUUGAAGCUGCUUCUGAGGAGAUGGCAGAAUUUUUCUUCAGGAAUACGAUAGGUGAAAUUAGGCCAACAAUGUUUUUGAGUAAAAUAUGUUUGUGGGUUCUAUCACUUGCUUCAGAUUUAGUUUCGGGUUAACAUGUCCUUUUAGCCCAGAUUGCAUUGCAUUGGUUUUGAUCCUGUACUCGUAAAUGCCUCACAAAACCCUCGGUACAAAAAAAUGUUUUCCAAUUCUCUCUUUUCCAAAAUUAUCAAACAAUCAAAUUCCUCGUUCUUUCAUCAUCUACUCCCACAGUUCACACUUCACAGGACAUUCAUUGAUGCCAGAAUCAAAUGGGUUCGAGAUCCAUUCCUCGAUUUUGCAGUUGAGCGAGAGAAAAACCUCCGCCAUUGUUGCUCCCUCAAAAAUCUUCUCCUUUCUUCCCCUUCUUACUCUCUCCCUAUCUCCCUUGCCUCCCUCCAUAAGUCUCGCUUAAAUCUCCCUUCACACACCACUGCACUCUACUUCUUCCAUCGAUACCCUUCUCUUUUCACUCUUUCUCCUCCCAAUGUCAAGCUCACCCCUCAAUUUCUUACCCUUCACAAGGAAGAGCAGGAGAUUCAUGAUUCAAUGUUGCAAAAAGAAUCCGCUGUUCAGAGGUUAGUGAGAUUUUUAAUGAUUGCUCGAAGUUGUAGAAUUCCUGUUAGUGUUAUUGAUGAUUUGAAAUUUGAUCUGGGUUUGCCUGAUAAUUAUGUUCUCGAUUUUGUUUCGUAUUUUCCCGAGUAUUUUAGGUUGUGUAAGUUAAAAUGUAGGGAAAUUGGUGACGUGGGUAGUGAUAAUUGUGAGAAUUUGGGGGGUUUUGAAGUUGGAUUGGAGUUGAUUAAAUGGAGGAAGGAAUUGGGGGUGCCGAUGAUUUUGAGGAAGGAGUUUGAGGAUGAUUUGGGGUCUAAAAAGGGGAGGGUUGUAAAAUUUCCAUUAAAUUUUCCACCAGGAUUUGAUUUGCAGAAGAAGGUGAAGGAUUGGGUUGAUGAGUGGCAAUGUUUGCCUUACAUUUCACCUUAUGAGGAUGCAUUUCAUUUAGCGCCUCGAAGCGAUCAAGCUGAGAAAUGGACUGUGGCUGUGCUCCAUGAGAUUCUGAGUCUAUUGGUUUCGAAAAAGACUGAAAUGAGAAAUAUCUUAAGAUUAGGGGACUAUUUAGGUUUUGGGCUGAGGUUUAAAAAGGCAAUUGUUCAUCAUCCGGGGAUAUUUUAUGUUUCAAAUAAGAUUAAGACCCAGACAGUGGUUCUUAGAGAAGCUUUCAGGAAAGAUCGGCUGCUAGAAAACCAUCCUUUGGUGGGUAUGCGGCACCGGUAUAUUUACCUUAUGAACAAAUCCAGGAAAGGAAGAAAACCUGUUAAAAACUUAAGUUCUGGAUAAGGCUUGCAGAUGAGUAGGUCUGAUUUUGACAGAGGCACGAAAUGUGUUUCAGAAGAAUGAGAACAACAUCAACACACGUGACAAAUGUGUUUCAGAAGAAUGAGAACAACAUCAACACAUGUGACAAAUGUGGUUUGAAUGUUGGAUUUUGGUUAUUGGUUAUUGAUGACAAUUUUAUCAACACAGGGGUGGGAGUGAGGUGGAGUGCAUAGAGGUGAACAUAUGCGAUGACUGUGGUUUGAAUCUUAGAUAUUGGUUAUUAUGCCAAUGUUAUCGCUGCAGGAGUGGGGGUGGGGUGGUGGAGUGUAUAGUGGUGACUGACGUAGAUAACAUGGAUGUUACAAGAGGCCUAUUUACUUGUGGAGUGUAAGGUGGUAGUCAGUUAUGCUAUGGCCCUGGCCUGAAUUGUUUACGUCUGAAAUGGCCAGUUUUUUCUCGAUAAUAGGGCAUGUUACAUACCAAGUUUUUGGUUUUGUGCAACCCUCAUGCGCUUUAAAAGAAGACCUUGAGUAACAGAGCAAGCAUCUAAAAUUUGUGAUGCAGUUGGGACUUGGGAGAGAUACCGCCUAACCGAGGUCAGUGCAAUUACACAGAGGUUAAACCAACUAGCGGAGGCAGAAGCCAGAAAUUCAAGUCAGAAAAUACUUAGCUGGUCCUUGUAAUUGCCAUAGAGUUUGUAAUAUACUCCAUAACCUAAUUUAUCCAUCAUUCUUAGAUAUUUACUCUUUAAGUUUAUGUAUAUAAAUAAUGAAUUUUGGUCAUACACAUAAUUCUGGCUGACCUAACAAAAAUCUGUGCUGGGGAUUUACAAUUUUCUGGUCAUAGAUGCAUGUCCAUAAAAGUUACAUUCAAUACACAAUUACUA
This is a messenger RNA of Chenopodium quinoa (quinoa), 2751 nucleotides long. RefSeq names its product protein ROOT PRIMORDIUM DEFECTIVE 1-like. Lineage: Eukaryota; Viridiplantae; Streptophyta; Magnoliopsida; Caryophyllales; Amaranthaceae. Gene Ontology annotation, molecular function: RNA binding. Bases 711 to 1886 code for a protein of 391 amino acids. The transcript is spliced from 2 exons. The record is from RefSeq and is a predicted model, not a curated record.